Clunio marinus is the source of this 243-nucleotide messenger RNA. The record is from the annotation of a GenBank genome assembly. NCBI's taxonomy places the organism in Eukaryota, Metazoa, Arthropoda, Insecta, Diptera, Chironomidae.
AUGAUACCUUGGCAAGGGCGAAAUAUGAUAGAGAAUUUCCCCCACUCAAUGAUUCACGAUAUUAGCACAGGAAAAACAUUGCCAAACCCAAAAAAAGAAAAAACCGGGAAUGAUUCACUCAAUAUCAACAAAUUUUCCUCCAUCGUCCCUUUUUCAGCUGUUGUGACAUUUGGCGAAUGGCAUUUGCCAGCUUUUGUUAGUUGUCAUAUAAAUGGGAAAACGCUGAGAGCUUUAGACACAUAA